Nicotiana tabacum (common tobacco) is the source of this 548-nucleotide messenger RNA. NCBI's taxonomy places the organism in Eukaryota, Viridiplantae, Streptophyta, Magnoliopsida, Solanales, Solanaceae. The record is from RefSeq and is a predicted model, not a curated record.
UUGCUUACAGGUUAUGAACCUGAUUGGUGAUGUUAAAGGAAAAGUUGCAGUCAUGUUGGAUGACAUGAUUGACACAGCAGGGACUAUUGCCAAAGGUGCAGCACUUCUGCACGAUGUGGGAGCAAGGGAAGUUUAUGCAUGUUGUUCACAUGCUGUUUUUAGCCCCCCAGCUCUUGAAAGGUUGUCAAGUGGCCUAUUUCAAGAGGUUAUCACUACAAACACAAUUCCAGUGAUGGAUAAAAACUAUUUCCCACAGCUGACUGUUCUUUCAGUUGCAAACCUUCUUGGUGAAACAAUUUGGCGCGUGCAUGAUGAUUCUUCUGUGAGUAGCAUUUUCCAGUAGGUAGGAGUACAACCCCUCAUUUACGCCUUCUGAUUCACUAACUCGCUUGUUUAGCUUCUUCGUGCAACAUUUUUCUUCAGAAUUUUUCUCCCUUAUUUCACUGGAUCCUCCAAUGGCAUGAAAUUCCUUUUACUUUCUCUACCUUUGGCUUUGUAGCUGCUAGCAGAGUGGACAAUAUCUUCUAUAGUAUUUUCACACUUGUUUU